AUGGACUGCCGUAAAAGAAGUGCUGAAGAAUCCAUUGACAGUAAUGAACACGCGAAAAAGUCAAAGGCGCCUAGAGUUUCCGAUUUCGUCUCGCUGACAAAGUCACUGAAACAGACUUUCACAGAAUCCUACAAGGCUGUUGAUGAUGGAUUUUUGGCACUCGCAAAGCAAAAUAAACCGCAAUGGAAAGAUGGAACCACUGCAACGACAAUGAUAGUUUUGAACAAUGUGAUUUACGUGGCAAACAUUGGAGACAGUAAAGCUGUAGUAGCAAGAAAAAAAGAAGAUGAUUCUUUCUCCCCGGUUUGCCUGACUGCUGACCACAAUCCAAUGGCACACGAAGAAAGAAUGCGAAUUCAGAAGGCUGGAGCUGCUGUCAAAGAUGGAAGAAUUAAUGGAGUUAUCGAAGUGUCUCGAUCCAUCGGAGAUCUUCCCUUCAAAUCUCUCGGAAUCAUCAAUACUCCCGAUCUCAAAAAACUGACUCUUACUGAAAAUGACUUAUUCGCAAUCAUCGCUUGUGACGGUCUCUGGAAAUCAUUCUCGAAUGUGGAAGCAGUGACGUAUGCUGCCGAACAAUUGGAAGCUGCAAAGAAGAUGGAUAUCGAACAAGAACCAAACGAGACUCGAGAGGUAGCUGAAUUACGAACGGUCGCAGAGAAGUUGGCAGCAGAAGCUGUUCGCCGAAAAUGCGGAGAUAACGUAUCAGUUAUCAUUAUAAAAUUGGAUAUUACGACGAAUGGUCCCUCGUUAUUCUGGAGUGGGACGUUGGCGAAAACAGAGACGACGAAGGCGAUUCUACUUUUUGGGAUGUUAUCAAGAGUCACUAUACAAGUCUCCUUGCUUCUCAGAAUCUUCUCAAGACGUCGUUCCACUUGGAGAAGUUCUUCUUUAUUGUUCUCCGGAAUCGUGAUAUUCACAAUUUUAUCUUCUGAUUGUGGCUCCUGCGAGAACAAGUCUUCUCUCGGUGAGAAUCGAUUUCACGAGUUGAAGAAUCAUUUGUUUCGGAAGAAGCAUAUCAAGAACAAGGGAAUCAACACGACUCUGCGCUGCUCCGUGCAUGAACAUUCGAAUUGUAGUCGUCGGAGUGAGAAUAUCGAUUGGUGGACUGGUGAUAAUGGUUGA
This is a messenger RNA of Caenorhabditis remanei, 1122 nucleotides long. RefSeq lists its product as uncharacterized. The transcript is spliced from 7 exons. NCBI's taxonomy places the organism in Eukaryota, Metazoa, Nematoda, Chromadorea, Rhabditida, Rhabditidae. The record is from RefSeq and is a predicted model, not a curated record. The coding region runs from base 1 to 1122 and encodes 373 amino acids. Gene Ontology annotation, molecular function: protein serine/threonine phosphatase activity. Gene Ontology annotation, biological process: protein dephosphorylation.